This is a messenger RNA of Dentiscutata erythropus, 265 nucleotides long. Lineage: Eukaryota; Fungi; Glomeromycota; Glomeromycetes; Diversisporales; Gigasporaceae. The record is from the annotation of a GenBank genome assembly.
AUGAUCGAUACCAAAAAUAAUGUAUCAAUAUUUGAAAAUCACACAGAUGAUUUUUUUGAAUAUGCGGCAAGGCAAACUCAGAUUACUGAAAAAGAUCCGCUUUGUGAAGUAAAGCAGUAUUUGGCAAUGGCUAGAGACUUUCUCGCUAUACCUGCAACAAGCGUUAUAUCUGAACAGAUGUUUAGUUGCACAGGUCGUAUUAUUGAUGAUAGCUGUACUUCGUUGGAUACAAAUACGAUAGCUGCAUUAAUAUGUCAAAAAAUUG